AUGGCCGCAGCGCUCGUGGCGCGGCCCGAGAGCGUGGAGACGUGGGAAGCGCUGCUUUCAGCACUGCUUCCCCCGCUAGCGCUGGUCGAUGGCGUCCCGGACGCGUGCUCGAUCGAUCCCACGUGCGUGCCGCCGGCCUCGGCGCUUGGUGCGUGGUGGGCCACGAUGCAGCAUACCCUUCUGACCAAUACGAUCGUCACAUGGGGCGCACAGCUCGCAGAGCACGCGCUGCUCCGCCCUAUACUGCGCGGCUACUUUGCACCGCAUGCUUCCACAAGUGCGUGUGCGUGUGUGUGGCGGCAUACCCUUCAGACAUGCACCGAGCAGCUUUUCGCCGCGCGCCAAGCGCAGAUCCACCCCGCGGUGCGCACAGCGCUUGGCGAUGUGCUGGGCAUGUUUGGUGAGGGGGAUGUAGUGUUGCGCAUGCUGUGUGCUUGCGAUGCAGAGCCGCGCGCAGCGAAGCGCGACGCCAUGUGGACGGAUACGUGUGCCCAGCUCAUUGCGCUGCCAUUGCGCGCGGCAAAUUUCUACGCACACGAAACGCCGGUGCCCGAGCAGGCGUAUAUGCAGCGCUUAGCGUUGUCAUGGGAGCGCGCACUUGCGCCGGAACAUGCCGAGCGUCUCGCCGUGCUUGCGGCGAAAUUUGUGCGCACUGGCUACACCACGCCUCAUCCAUCGCGCACCUCUUUUUGGGAGGCAGUCAUGCCUGCCAUGAUAGCCAGGUCUGUUGCACACGCCGCACCCCCCUUUCCCGCACCGUACACGCAUGCAUGGCGCACCGUGCUCGAGGCACUCGAGACGUGGCAAGGCGCUUGGGUACACACACUCGCACGCUACCUGGACCAAGCGUGCAUUGCUCCGUCGCCCUGUGCGUGGCCCCUCGCGCCGCAUGAGCAAGGCCCCGGCACGGAAGGCAAGGCAUUCUUCUCGCAGCGCGCACUCGACGCACGCAACGCAGUGUAUGCGCUCUUGGCACUAGUAGGCGGCGUACACGUAAACGGCCCGGACGCGCCCGACACGCAGUACACGACGCGCCUCGCCAUGCUACAUAUCGGCAACGCAUUCCCUAGCACUGUGUGGACGCCACUGAUUGCCCUUGCAUUCGCCGCGUGGCUCCACGACGAUGCGCUCCAGGAACUCGUUGCGUUCUGGAGCGAAAAAGACCGCAUCGUGCGCGCCUCUGUCAAGCAGGAGCAGUACCUUGCAGCGAUGCUGCUUGCCUACACGACUACCGCGCGCACAUUGCCUGCAUGGAAGCACAUUGCCACCGCGCCGCAUUUCUUGCAGGGCGUCUCGAGCCACUUGGCGCACACCGAUCCAUGCGUACGCAGACUCGGUAUGCUCGUCGCGGAAUGUGUAAGCGCAGUGACCGUCACACCUCCUGCCAAGCCACUUGCAUUUCCACGCGCGGUAUGGGAUGGCCGAGGCGAGGGGAAAGAAGUUUGCCGUGUCUUGCGCGCACUGCAGCACACGUUCCGCAUGGACCAUGUCGUGGAUGCGCGCGGUAACCUGGACGCAUGGCAGGCGGCACUUGCCGUCACGCAUGCGCCGCCUGCCGUGGCAUACCCGGCGGCGCGCGCGCCGCCUCUGUCGCUGCGCCGCCCGGUGCGAAAAGCUCCGAGCACCGCGCGCGCUAUGAUCCACGUACUCGAGCCCGAUGCCCCCUCUUCCACCUCGUCCGCCUACAUUUCCUACGACACUCCCGCGCAGGCAGAGGACAUGUCAGACGACGAGCCCGACUCGAGCGACGACGAGGUUGCGCCUGCGGCUGCACCGGGCACACUCGACACUGCGCUGCAGAAGCACACGCCGCCUCCGGUCUACAUCCACCAACUCGCGCCGCUUGCGCGCGCACACGACUACCGCCAAAACAAGCUGCUGCUCCGUCAUGCCGCGCCGCUGCUCCGGCGCAAGACGGGGUGGGGCAACGAGAUUGCGGAGCACGCCACCGACUUGUGCAUUGCCUUGUGCGCCAUGCAAGACACGUACCAUAUCCGCGAUUUUCAGCAGCGGCGCAUCGCCGCGCUCGCGGCGCUGUGCACCGCGUGCCCCGACCCUGCUGCGGACUGCAUAUUUGAGCAGCUCUUCCUGCCACACUACAGCGCCAUGCAGCGCAUUGCAAUGCUGCAUGCGACCGCAGACGCUGCACAGGAAUUGGCGGGGUGUAGUCCUACCCAAAGCCCUCCCGAGACGCUCGAGCACCUUGCCGAUGUAGCUGCACAGCGCGCGCGGCAGCUCGGUGAGGACCAGGUAGUAGCGUCGGCGCCGCAUGCAGAUGCUGCGCGUCUGCAUGCCGUGCGUGCUGCUCUCGCACGACCGCCAGCGUUUGCGCCGCCUGGGAGCAUCAAGCCGACGGUGCCGUUUGCCAUGGUCGCUACGACUACGUUUCUGUACCCUCUCGCGAACCGCCUGUGGACGUAUUGGCGUGCGCCGCGGCGCUUGUACGCUGGGUCCGAGGCGCUGAUGACGCCCAGUGUGCUCGCGGCACUUUUGCACACGCUCGGUCUAUUCUCUCAUUUUGGGCGCAAUGCCGCGCGCUUUUACCGCGAGGCUGUGCCGGAUUUGCUGCAGAUCGUCGACCAUGUUCUUGCGGAGUUGAACGAAGAUGUGCUGGUGUGUGGUGCGGCGCUGGCACUGGCACUUGUGCUACUUGAUGCCGUCCGCGAUGCGCACAUGGAAAUGGCGCUUUUUCAGCAGCACGCUCCGUUGCUUGCGCGGCUCCAGCAAGGGGCGUACGGCGUUUUUCAGGCGCAGGAUGCGGGAGUGGACAUGGCUGCAUCGCCAAGUGCGCGCGCGUGUCGUGCAGCAGCAGGCGUCGUCGUGCAGCUCACUGCGAUCUCGGAGGAGGCGCAGCAGAUGUGGCUAAAAAAGGGGGCGAUGUAG
Messenger RNA from Malassezia vespertilionis, 2883 nucleotides. RefSeq names its product telomere binding protein (gene TEL2). Gene Ontology annotation, biological process: telomere maintenance via telomerase; protein stabilization. The coding region runs from base 1 to 2883 and encodes 960 amino acids. The transcript has a single exon. Lineage: Eukaryota; Fungi; Basidiomycota; Malasseziomycetes; Malasseziales; Malasseziaceae. Gene Ontology annotation, cellular component: cytosol. The record is from RefSeq and is a predicted model, not a curated record. Gene Ontology annotation, molecular function: telomeric repeat DNA binding; Hsp90 protein binding.